AUGAGCAGUUCCGAGUCGUCCUUUGCGCCCGACGAAAUUUCCGAGUCCGACUCCGAGUUCAGUAUCGAUGGACAGCCACAGCAGCCGCGUAGUCGGCGCUCUUCUUCACGAAUCGAGGUGGUGGAUAUCUCAUCGGAGGACGAUAAUAAAGAUGGCAUUCUGUCCGAUCAAGACCUAGACUCCGACUUGGAGCCAUACCCAGAUACGGACGCCCGUGACAACCAAAUCGAAACACUUAACCAUCACAUUGAGCGUGUAUCGCCGAAGAUUCUCGAGAGCUAUGCCUCACUCGUGACGGAAAUCGAAAAUGAUAUCUUUUUUUCGACGGUUAGAGAGGAUGAGGAGAUUCACAACGUCCACCAACAUGGAGCGGUAAUCUGGACUGCGACGGAGAAGGAAAUUCUAUACAAUGUGCUCGAUAGGAAAGGCAAGAAUGGCAUUAAAGACAUUGCCGCGGCGAUUGGGACCAAGUCAGAACUAGAAGUGAUGGAUUAUCUACGACUGCUUCGUCGCGGUCUCGAGAGCCAGCAUCUCGUCGAGCGACAUGUCAAGACCAUCAUCAUGGGAGACGUCCCCGCCGCCGCCGAGGUCAGCGAGAAAUGCUGCGCCGAGCUAGACGAGUAUGCUCGUGGUCUCAGGGCAAAAGACGACUUCGACGCUGUGCUAGCUGCGCGGAUACGAUUUGGUGAUAAUUGGCUUGUCACUAGUACCCAGGCGAAACAACUGCUCGCAGCUGAAAUGGAUGUCCCCAUGCGAGGCGACAUGCACCUUCCUGCCAACCUGCUCAACAUCCCAACGUGGAUUGACCUUGAACAGCGGUUCUUUAUGAACUUUGGUGGUUCACAAGAAGAAGAUAAUUGGGUGAACAUCGCCCAGGCGAAACACGAAUACCCGUCUAUCAGCGGCGACGCGCUUAUGGACUUUUAUGCUUUGACGGUCAGCAUUACACGUCGGUUGAUACAGUCGACUCAAUUCGUGGCAAUGAGCCGGAUACGCAGUCAGCGCCUAUACGGCCGUGAACCAGCCAAUGCAGUUCGCAGGAAAGACGUCAAGGCCGCUAUCAACAUUCUAAACAUGAAACCGAAACGAACAAAUUUCCUGCUCAACCUCGCCCGCCGAAACGAAUUAGUUAUCAAGGACGAGCACAAAAGAAAGGGCUGGAAGGCUCCAACAAUGGACUACGACGAGGCGGAGAAGAUUCUCAACGGAGAAAGCGAUUACUUCCAACGCGUCAGAGAUGCAACCCGCGCUACAGCCGCAGACGCCGAAAAUAUAGAUGAAGUCGGAAAAGAAGAUGAAGUCGACAGCGAUAAUUCCGACGGAGAAAACUCAUACCAACCUUCCCGAAUGACAUCCCGACAACCAACCGAACUCUCCUCCCCAAACGCAUCCUCAGACGAAGACGAAGCCUCCCUCGACUCAGAAGAAGAGCACGCCGACAUCCUCGACCGAGAACACAGUCGCCGCGAAGAACUCGCUCUCUGGCACGUUCUCGAAAAGCCCGCACCCCCUCGCCUCCAAACACCCAUCACAACAGAAGAAGACGAUAAAGAUGCCUCGCGCAGACCCACCGCCGACCGCAAAGCCCCCCAGGACAUGGUCGAAUGGCGCGAUCGCACCCUCUACCGCGGUGAAUGGGAGGAAUACGGUUAUGAGGUCGGUGAUGUGGAGGAGGCUCUGGUUGAGAAUCGGCGGAAAAGACGCCGUGUUGAUGAGCCUCUUUCUGCGUCUGUAGUUAAUAGUGAAGAAGAAGAUGAGCAGCAACAUCAGGAGGAGGGUGGUGAGAUGCCGCAGCUUGGAGCUGAGGAACACACUCGCGUUGAGCCUCCGAAAUAUGGUUCAGCCGGUUGGGAUGCAUUUUUGCAUUCGUUUUUGACGCCGGCUCAGCCCCCGCCUGCUGAGAAGCCUACCAAGAGUGAGAGCAAGAGUAAGAAGAAGAGCAAGAGUCGUCGGCGAUAA
This is a messenger RNA of Penicillium cataractarum, 1959 nucleotides long. RefSeq lists its product as uncharacterized. Gene Ontology annotation, cellular component: RNA polymerase I upstream activating factor complex. NCBI's taxonomy places the organism in Eukaryota, Fungi, Ascomycota, Eurotiomycetes, Eurotiales, Aspergillaceae. The transcript has a single exon. Gene Ontology annotation, molecular function: RNA polymerase I general transcription initiation factor activity; rDNA binding. Bases 1 to 1959 code for a protein of 652 amino acids. The record is from RefSeq and is a predicted model, not a curated record. Gene Ontology annotation, biological process: transcription initiation at RNA polymerase I promoter; nucleolar large rRNA transcription by RNA polymerase I.